GGUUACCCGGCCUCAUCUUCAGUUUGUUGACAAUCGGGCACCCACUGCGAUUCCUUGAUCCGACCUGAGAACGCAGGCUUUCACAUGCACCUGUUGCCGCCGGGCUGAGGUGCCUGUUGAUGGUUCCUUUCAGCGUUGCAAUCUUCUCCCUUCCUUGUUUUUCCUUAGCGUCACCUACCUAAGUAAGGUCCUCCCAGCCCCGGUUGGGCUUGUGGCUCCCGCUGGUCAUUUUCUCCCACAUCUCGCCCCGUCACACCUAUCCCAGCUUCACAAUACAGUUUCGAGGGCCGUUUGCUCACCACGCCGUUCCCGGUCACCUCAGUCGCCGCUCCGCCUGACUGACCUGUCGACCGGUUCGUGCCCCUUCUUUCCCCACGAGGUCUUUCUUCCUGCGACCGCUGGUUCCGUCCCUUGUGCAAGUCCGGCUGGGCGCUGAGUGGCCUCAGCGCCUGCCCGUAUUUGCCCCCGAUGGACGUCUCACCCAGCAUGGGGUGCCCGGCCCCUUUCACUUUCAGCUCCUGUGAUGAUGCUCCCGAAGCCCAGUCUUCCGGUGCACUGGUCCCAGACCGAUUUGCCGCUCGCCAGCGGCGGCAUUCCCAGCUUGCCCCAAGGAGGAAAUCCAUCGUCAACCAGAUCAUGGACGGGGAGGAAGCUCUGCUUUUCAAGCUGGACAUGUGCUUGACCCAGCUCGAACGACGGAUUGAGUACUGGGAGUCCUAUGGGGAACUCAGCUUGGACUCGAGUCUCUCGGCCGCGUUCGCGACGUUGCAGGCUGUGCGGACACGAUGCUCCCAGGCCUCGGAGGAAGUCAUGGGAGCAGGGCGCCGCAGACUGCAGGUCAUGGUGGAAACCCUCGAGUCCGGCUAUCACGAGGCCAUGGCUGCGGCGGGCUCGCUGAACGAAAAGGCGAAAGUUGGCAUCGAGCUGCUCGACGGCAUGCUCGAGGACUUGGAGACGCAGGCGGCCAAGUUUCGCGAGAAGGGGUUGGCCAGCGCGGCCGAGAGUUUCAUGGACGAGGCCCAUCGCGUUGUCGACGGUGGUAUCGAGAGGGCCAUCCGCGUGGCCGGAACGCUCGAGGAUCACGUCCAACGCGCCAUCGCUCGCGCUAAAGAGAUCGGCCUGCUCCGCUACGAGGAUCUGCCCGUACCCUGGCGGAUCAACCCUCACAUCAUCUCGGGCUAUCGCUUUUCCGAGACGAAGCUGGCCUGUGUGAGGUCGGCUUUCGGCUUCUCCAAUGAGCUCGUCAACAUCUGGUCGCACGCUCUCGGUCUCAUUCUCGUCCUGGCCGUGGCCUUCUACUUCUAUCCCGCCAGCGCCACCUUCUCCUUGAGCUCCAAGGCCGAUGUAUUCGUGGCGGCCGUCUUCUUCUUCGCCGCUUGCCAGUGCUUGGUCUGCAGCAUCGUCUGGCACACGAUGAACUCGGUUGCCGACGUCAAUCUCAUCUCCAUAUUUGCCUGUGUCGACUACACGGGCAUCUCCCUCCUCAUCGCGGCAUCCAUCAUGACGACCGAAUAUACCGCCUUCUACUGCGAGCCCGUGGGCCGUUGGAUCUACAUGGUGACCACGGCGAUCUUGGGCGUCGCCGGCGUCAUCCUUCCCUGGCACCCGCGCUUCAACGGCGCCGACAUGGCGUGGGCAAGAGUUUCAUUCUUCGUUGCACUCGCAGCGACCGGCUUGCUACCGAUUCUCCAACUUUCCUUGACUCGCAGCCCCUGGGCCGUCUUCGAGUUCUACACGCCCAUCGCCAAGUCCCUCUUGGUCUAUUUGCUCGGCGCUUGCAUUUACGCCAGCCAGGUCCCUGAGCGGUGGUUCCCAGGCAUGUUUGACUACUUUGGAGGAAGUCACAACCUGUGGCACAUUGCCGUGCUUGGGGGUAUCCUUUUCCAUUACACAGCCAUGCAAGACUUCUUCUCGCACGCCUUCAGGCUCGCGAGUGACGGCUGCAUCGCCUAUUGAAAGCAGAUCGCCGAGCGACUCGCUGGAGAUUCCUGCCGGUUGAGCCCAACGAUGACUACCCCUCCGUGGCUAGUCAACAAGUCGCAAGGCGCCCUGAGUGCAGGGCCUGCGACUCAUCACCCAUGUCCUGAAGACGUGCUAUAUGUCCUUUGGCAUGGAAUAUUGUUGGUUCGCGCACCAAGAGCGCACUCGGCCUCAGCAAACCAGCUUGAAAAAGCCCACAGCGCAGUUUCUAGCCAUCCAACUCAUGGCCCACCGUUCUUUCGUUGCUGUGGAUGCCUGGAUGUGCUCUGCGCCUGCCGAGGCCUCUUUCGCAG
Molecule: messenger RNA, 2273 nt
Organism: Thermothielavioides terrestris NRRL 8126
Lineage: Eukaryota; Fungi; Ascomycota; Sordariomycetes; Sordariales; Chaetomiaceae
Exons: 1
Coding region: 469-1956 (495 amino acids)
Cellular component (GO): membrane
Molecular function (GO): signaling receptor activity
Source: RefSeq, a predicted model, not a curated record